AUGGGCAAUUAUAAUCUACAAAUUGUAACUGGUGGAACUGAUGGAAUAGGCAAAGCAUAUUUAAUUGAACUCGCAAGAAGGGGUCUUCGGAAAUUUGUUGUCAUUGGAAGAAAUCAAAAUAAACUUGAUAACGUAAAAUCUUACCUAGAACUGGAAUUUGGUGCAAAUGUAAGAACAUAUCUUUUUGAUUUUUCCACUGGAAAUUACGAGCAACUUCGUAAUUAUAUAGAAGACAUCGAUGUUGGUUUUGUUGUUAACAGUGUUGGAGUGGGACGUGAAUUAAUGGAAAAAUAUGGCGAAAAUCCAUCGGCUGACCGCGAAAUUUUGAAAGUCAAUGGUUUAGGAUCGGCUGAGUUCCUUUCCAUUGCACUUGCAACAAUGGACAAAUGUGGCGGUGGGCAAAUAAUUGUUAUAUCAUCUAGCCAAGGGUAUAGACCUAUUCCGUAUUUAGCUUCUUAUUGUGCUUCGAAGUCACUUCUUUCGUUUCUCUGUGAAGCAGCAAAUCGAGAACGAGCGAAAAUUAACGUUCAGUGCCUGACACCAGCUCUUGUUGCUACAAACAUGACUUUUUACAAGGAGGGAUCACUAUUUGUUAAAACUGCUGAAGAUUUCGUCCAAGAGGCGAUAAAUACGAUCGGAAUAGUUACGAAAACCACAGGAUGUUUCAAUCAUGAAAUGCAGGUAAUGAAAAAUGAUUCAAAUUGUAUGGCGAAGAAUUUAUGGAAUGCGAAACUGAUUAGUAGAUUAUAUUCAUAA
This is a messenger RNA of Dracunculus medinensis (Guinea worm), 756 nucleotides long. The record is from the annotation of a GenBank genome assembly. Lineage: Eukaryota; Metazoa; Nematoda; Chromadorea; Rhabditida; Dracunculidae.